UGAUGAGGGGAUUAAUGCGGUACAAUAGCUGUAUUUCCUCCCUUGGAUUAACCUGAAUUGCCCUGCUUUGGAGGUGCAUUCUGUACGGUUCACUACUUGAUCGCGUUAACUAAAGAGGGGAUGAAUUCAGUAGGAGAGCUGUAUUUUCAUUGGCAUCAGUUGGCCUGCUCUGGGGAUAGAUUUGUAUACAUCGCUGUAUUGAAAGAGUGAGGAAGCUUGAUCUUGGAGAGCACCGUAUUGCCAAAAUCAUAUGGCCUUGGUGGUGGUGGUUGUUGGGAGGAAACGAGUCGCUGUGCAAAGCAAAGUUGAAACACCAGAUAUGCAGCUUCUAACUCCACCAGGGACGCCACGUGUUCCUGCACUGGAGGUUGCUGAGAAAACACCAGCCACCAAUAUAUUGCCAAAGCGCACCGUCACUAGAUCAUCCUCAACGACUAGAGCAUCAAGGCUUUCAGCAUCUCAAACGGAAAAUGGGCAUUCCACAGUUCCCACUAGACCAGCAAGAAGUAACUCUGUCAACCGACCUUCUAUUCAAUCCACUCUCAUGUCUGGUAACAACAGGACAUCAGUUCUCAAUACAAGCAUUUCAUCAGUUAGUUCAAGACCUACAACCCCAAGUAGGCGAAGCAGCACUAUUGUUGCACCAAAACAAUCAAUUCCAGCCUCACGUCCAGUGCCUGCAAGAUCCUCUACUCCCGCUAAAACUCGUCCAUCUACACCAGUCAAAACGCGCCCAUCUACUCCCACGAGAACUCGUCAAAUAGCCCCCAACUCUUCAACUGACUCAGCUGCUGCAAAGACCACAUCCACACAAAGUUCAAGGCCAUCAACUCCAAAUUCUCGGUCUCGUAUCAUGCCCAAUCCAUCUUCUGGUCCAACUAAUGCGAUUAACCGCCCGAGUGCAUCCGUAGGUACAACAAGCCGGCCAGGGUCAUCCUCAGGUAAUAUUCCUGGGAUAAGCCGUGCCACCUCAUUGUCCUCAAGUUUGGUUCCUUCAAUGAGCCGUUCCAGCUCACGAUCAUCUACACCGACACGCCAGCCUGCAACCCGUUCAUCAGCCCCAGCUAUUGGUCGCUCACCUUCAGUUGGACGGAGUUCUAGCAUCAGUAACUUUACAUCUGUUAGCCGACCUGCAGCCAGUGGGCGGAAUUCAGCACCUUCAUCGGCUCCAUCAUCUCGUCCAAGUUCCCCAAAUCCACGACCCCGAGCUCCAGUGCGGCCACUUGAUAUCCCUGAUUUCCCAAGUGAAACUCCGCGAAAUCUAAGGACGAAAUUGCCUGAAAGACCACUAUCUGCUGGCAGAUCACGGCCGGGAAUGGCUUUAGGAAUAAGAUCAACCCAGAAUACUGAACCUUCAGCUGCCUCAGCUCCUGUUAAGAAGAUGUCUGUGCCUGCUGUGAGUCGAAGUAAAUUUUCUGAUGCUUCAUCAAAGACGUCUACUCUCACAAAUGGACACCAAAAUAGACAGGCUGAAAGGUCCAUUAUUGACAGUCAACCUAAUAGACUCUCGCGGCCAGUCACAGGCACAGAUAAUGGAUUUGGGAGGACAAUAUCAAAGAAGUCACUUGACAUGGCAAUCAAGCACAUGGACAUUCGGCAGAACUUGGGUGGCAUUCGUGGCGCAUCCCUCUUUCCCCAGAGCAUCCGCUCGGCUGCUGCCAAGGUAGGGCCAGCUCGAGUGUCAGACCCCGGGCACACGAUCUCAAAUGGCGACCGAUACUACACUGACAAUGGAAGCAGCGUUAACGGACACCUCUCUGGGGAUUCAAACGGAGCUCUUUCACGCAACGGUGGUAGCUCAACCGAUUCGCCGGACAGGGGAAACAUUGGAGCCAAGGAUACCCUGAGCGAACUGGACAUCUACAGCAGCUCGCGCUACGAGGCGAUGCUGCUGAGGGAGGACGCGAAGAACAUGAGCUGGUUGCACGGCUUCGACGACAAGCCCGACCAGAGCCCGCUGUUCGACCACCGGUUCGAGCCGCCGCCGGAGCCGUUCAGCCCGCUAUGACAGCUGCUGUUUGUAAAGUUCUAGUGAUCCUCACUUGCUCUUUCUGUUCCUUUUGUGUUGCAAGAUGUGUAUGUUUUGGUCUGCUUUCUACGAGACUACAAUUGGUUGGCUCUGCACGUCCCCCCAUCCUUUUUUCUGAAACUCAAGACUGAAGAGACGGAGAGAUUGCGGAGUCUGGGACCCUUAGUUUAUCCCUGGAGGUUGGGUUUUCCACUUUCCACAAAAUUGUUGUACUGAAAGAAAAUCUUAAAGUACAGGAACAGUAAAGAUUUGUAAUUUAUUGUGA
This is a messenger RNA of Phragmites australis (common reed), 2294 nucleotides long. RefSeq lists its product as uncharacterized. NCBI's taxonomy places the organism in Eukaryota, Viridiplantae, Streptophyta, Magnoliopsida, Poales, Poaceae. Gene Ontology annotation, cellular component: cortical microtubule. The coding region runs from base 251 to 2008 and encodes 585 amino acids. The transcript is spliced from 5 exons. The record is from RefSeq and is a predicted model, not a curated record. Gene Ontology annotation, biological process: cortical microtubule organization.